Molecule: messenger RNA, 795 nt
Organism: Clavispora lusitaniae ATCC 42720
Lineage: Eukaryota; Fungi; Ascomycota; Pichiomycetes; Serinales; Metschnikowiaceae
Source: RefSeq, a predicted model, not a curated record
AUGGUAGUCGUCACCGACAGCGAGCAUUGGAGCAUUGACACACGCACCCAAGCACUCCACCUCUUGAAGAGUGAACAACUUGUCUGGAGUGGUCUGGCCCGGCUUAAUCUUCAAAAAGUCAGUGACUGCCUUCAUGAUUUCAUCAGAGCCACACAAUUGACAGGGCGUGGUGGUGCAGACUUGGAUAUUGUACUUGCCCAUAGGGUGUCUCAUGUACAUGGUGUAGAAAGUGGCCACUUCGUACACUCUCAUUGGAGGCAUGUCCAACAUCUUGGCAACGUAGUUCAUGACAGAAAUCGAGGUGAAACCAAUCUGGCGCUGGCCCAAGUCCAACAACGGCAUGCAUGCGCCCUUUUUGUACUGAGGUGGAUACUUGGCAAUGAUCUCCUUGGCCCUCUUCAAGUUCUCGGCCGUGAACUCAAAAGGCAUCUGUUGGUUGUCCUCUUUAGUGUCUCUGUGGACAGAGAUUAUGCUGGUUCUGGUGGACAUUUUCAUGGGGGCAUAGCUGCCCAAUCUUUUAGGCACGUAACGGAACAUGAUGUGAAAAGGCUACUGCUGGCAAGCGAGGAGAGAAAUGCAAACAGCCGGUUCAGAUGUUUUUCUUCAAUGUUCUUAAGCGGUACUGGCUCUUUUUUUUGCGUGCGUAACCUGAAAAUGGGAAGUGCUCAUUGGCCCAAGGUCUGCACCCGUACCUCUGGUCUGGUCACCUACAAGACACAGAAUACAAGACAAGUACAAAGAAAUGUGUAUCGGCCCAUGACACAGAAAAAGAUGUUCGGAAUAGCGUCACAAUAA